UAAUGGUCAUUACAUAUUACUCCUUUAUUGGAGCAAAUUUGGCUUACACUUGUUUCCAGUAGUCAUUAUUGAUACAUUAAGGAUAUAUAAAUAUAUAUAUAUACAUAUAUAAACACAUACAUACAUACAAACAUACAUACAUACAAAUAUAAAUAUAUGUAUUUCGAGAUGGAGGAGGAAAUUGAUUUUUACUCGGAUAUAUCUACAAAUGCUUCUAAUACGAACGAUAGCGAAAGUGACGAAUACACAUACGACUACCAUACUUCAAUCAGCACGUUACCUCUCUUGGAAUUGAUACCAGUGGCUAUUAUGUACGGUCUAACUUUAAUUCUUGGAGUAACUGGUAAUGCAUUGGUUAUAUUCUCCAUAGCACAUUACCGAAGAAUGAGAACGCUCACAAAUAUAUUUCUUCUCAGUUUGGCAUCGGCAGAUCUCCUUCUUAUCGUUCUUUGUGUUCCUAUAAAGUUCGCCACAUUCUUUACCUUCACCUGGGAGUUUGGAGAAUUUCUGUGCAAAGCGGUGUAUUAUCUUCAGAACGUAUCUGCGAUUUGUUCGGUGACCACCUUAACAGUCAUGAGCGUCGAGAGGUAUUACGCAAUCAUUUACCCUAUAAAAGCUAAAUAUGUCUGCACUGUAAGUCGAGCCAAAAAAGCGAUUCUCUUUAUUUGGAUUUUAUCAUUUUUUUUGGCUUCACCAAUAAUCAUUGGCCGGAGCCAUGAAGAAGUGGGUUCCAUCAGAAAAGGCUAUUGGUGCAUAGAACACUGGGCAUCGGAUACCAUAGAUAAAAUAUACGAAUUUUAUAUGAUGUCUAUAAUCUUAGUAAUUCCAGUAACGGUCAUGUCUUUUGCCUACACCAGUAUCUGUAAAGAACUAUGGAUUGUCAGCCACACCAGAACGGCUAUGAUAAACGGGCAAAAUGACACAUGUCCUACUCAGAGUACAAAUCUUUCGGAAAAGGAUCCAUUCUAUAAAUCCAGGAUUAAAAUGAAAACGAACACUACAAAAGAUGAUCAAACACGGAAACAGGUUAUCAAAAUGUUGGUCUUGGUCAUCGUUCUUUUUGUCAUUUGCUGGGCACCAAUCUUAACCAACAACUUACUGGUCGCUUACGGUUAUCUGCCCUUGUUGAACUUUGGUUACCUAAAACCAAUGCGGGAAGCCUUUUUCUUGAUGGCUUACUCAAACAGUUGUGUCAACCCCGUUGUUUACGGUUUCAUGUCAAGGAACUUCAGAGAAGCCUUCCUCAAUGCUCUUUGCUCGUGCCUCAGAGGAAAAGAGUACGUCCGGCGGAAGCGGUUUGAACGACACAAUUCCAGCGUGACAAGAUCAACGCAGAUGGGUUACAUCCGGGACAUUGAAAUGGAGGAGUUGGAAAUUUGCUCAAAAUACGGCGCCACAUACGUUCCAGAGAAUGUAUAACGAGGAGAGACUACCAACGAAAACUACAACUUUAAUGAACUAUAUCUUAAGAUACAUGUGUCUCUGUGUGUAUGUGUGUGUAUGUGUAUGUGUAUAUAUAUAUAUAUAUAUAUAUAUAUAUAUAUAUGUAUAUAUAUAUAUAUACAUACAUAUAUAAUUUUGGUAUAUGUUUCUACGUAUUUGCAUUUACCUAGGUAUAUAUGUGUAUGCGUAUGUGUGUAUAUGUAUACAUAUAUAUGGAUAUAUACAUAUAUAUAUACAUAUGAAUAUAUGUACGUAUAUAUUAUAUGUAAUAUGCAUGCAUACAGUAUAUGGGUGUAUGGUGUGUAUGUAUGUAUGAUGUGUAUGUGUGUAGGAUGUGUGUAUGUUUGUACGGUGUCUUUUGAAUUCUGUUUGUGAGUGCCGACAGAUUUAAUCAAAUUCUUUGAACGAUAAAAUAUUCUCUAAUACACUUACUGAGUUCAUUUUAUUCUAUUUGUAUACCCAAAUAUAUUUACACAAAUAUAUUAAU
Octopus bimaculoides (California two-spot octopus) is the source of this 1930-nucleotide messenger RNA. Its product is annotated as QRFP-like peptide receptor. Gene Ontology annotation, molecular function: neuropeptide Y receptor activity. Gene Ontology annotation, cellular component: plasma membrane. The record is from RefSeq and is a predicted model, not a curated record. Gene Ontology annotation, biological process: G protein-coupled receptor signaling pathway. NCBI's taxonomy places the organism in Eukaryota, Metazoa, Mollusca, Cephalopoda, Octopoda, Octopodidae.